GGUUGAAACCCAAUACAUCUCCGCCAUUCAAUAAACGCUCCUUCUCUUCCUCUCGCCGCCGAACGACGGAUACCCUCUCGCCGCCGGCGAUUCAAUUGGCGGAGAGAGAAGACGAAGAUGGGUGAAAGGAAAAUUUGCAGUCGUCUCUAAAUUCAAUCAAAGCUUCUGUGGGCUUUUGGUUUUGGCGGAUCACAGUAGUGGGAUUUGCAGCGAAGAGCAGAAUCUUUUCCUGGAAAUUAGGAAUGGUGGGGCUUUCAAUUGGAGAGAAGCAAUUCAUACAAGGCGGUAUCGCGCAGGACCUUCGCUCUGAUGGUCGAACGAGAUUAACUUACCGACCCAUCUCUGUAGAAACUGAUGUGAUCUCUCAGGCCAAUGGUUCAGCAAGGGUCAAAAUGGGUGGUACUGAAGUUAUUGCUGCUGUGAAGGCUGAACUUGGAAGGCCAAAUGCAAUGCAGCCUGACAAAGGGAAGGUUUCGAUCUCUGUUGAUUGCAGUCCAAUUGCGGAACCAGCGUUCGAGGGUAGAGGUGGUGAAGAGUUGUCAACCGAACUCUCAGUCGCUCUUCAACGAUGUCUCUUAGGUGGAAAAAGUGGUGCAGGGGCUGGGAUUGACCUUUCAUCUCUGAUAGUUGUGGAAGGAAAGAUUUGUUGGGAUCUUUAUAUUGAGGGCCUCGUUGUAAGCUCAAACGGCAAUCUUCUAGAUACCCUUGGCGCUGCCAUUAAGGCUGCUUUGAGCAAUACAGGCAUCCCAAAGGUCAACGUUGCAGCGGAAGCAUCAGCCGACGACCAGCCCGAAGUUGACAUAAGCGAUGAAGAAUUUCUACAGUUCGACACAUCCGGAGUUCCCGUCAUAGUCACAUUGACAAAGGUGGGUAGGCACUAUAUCGUGGAUGCCACUUUGGAAGAGGAGUCUCAGAUGAACUCCGCCAUCUCCAUAUCCAUCAACAGGCACGGUCACAUCUGCGGGGUGACCAAACGAGGGGGCGCCGGGGUCGAUCCGAGCAUAAUCCUCGACAUGAUAUCCGUGGGCAAACAUGUGAGUGAGCAGUUACUGAACAAGUUGGAUUCAGAGAUAGCUGCUGCUGAAGCUGAUGAAGAAGAAUGAUGAAGCAUUUAGAUUUCUAACAGUUAUUUGUCUACAUUGUAGAAUUAUCCUAGAAUGACGAUAUGAAUUGGAAUCCUAGUCCUAGAUGGUAUAGAUGGUUGUAAGGUAGUUAUACUGUAGAAUUGGCAGUUCUUUAGACCUUUGAUUCUGUCAACAUGGUUGCCUAGACUUCCUAGUUGGUUUUUUGAGACAAUUUGAGCAAAUUGUGCAGAAAAAAAAGAAGUCAGCAUUGGCAGGAUGAAAUUUGAUUUAUUGACUUGUUGUCUAGCCACCCACAGGCAUCAUUUAUGGCUACAUAUUCGAGACCAGAAUGUUCAAACUC
Molecule: messenger RNA, 1425 nt
Organism: Momordica charantia (bitter melon)
Lineage: Eukaryota; Viridiplantae; Streptophyta; Magnoliopsida; Cucurbitales; Cucurbitaceae
Product: 3'-5'-exoribonuclease family protein
Biological process (GO): U4 snRNA 3'-end processing; rRNA catabolic process; nuclear-transcribed mRNA catabolic process, deadenylation-dependent decay
Cellular component (GO): nuclear exosome (RNase complex); cytoplasmic exosome (RNase complex)
Molecular function (GO): mRNA 3'-UTR AU-rich region binding
Source: RefSeq, a predicted model, not a curated record